CCCCCUCCAGCGGCCGCGCCCGGAGUAAAACAAAAGAGAAUGAAAGAAGUAGAUAAUCUUGAAAGUAUAAAGGAAGAAUGGGUUUGUGAAACAGGAUCUGACCACCAACCUCUUAGUGAUAGUCAACAAACAAAUUGUGAAUAUUUUGUUGACAGCCUUUUUGAGGAAGCUCAGAAGGUUGGUGCCAAAUGUUUGUCUCCCACUGAACAAAAGAAACAGGUAGAUGUAAGUAUAAAAUUAUGGAAAAAUGGAUUCACUGUCAAUGAUGAUUUCAGAAGUUAUUCUGAUGGUGCAAGUCAACAGUUUCUGAACUCCAUCAAAAAAGGGGAAUUACCUUUAGAAUUACAGGGAGUUUUUGAUAAAGAGGAGGUGGAUGUUAAAGUUGAAGAUAAGAAAAAUGAAAUAUGUAUGUCAACAAAGCCUGUGUUCCAGCCCUUCUCAGGACAAGGUCACAGACUGGGAAGUGCUACACCAAAAAUUGUUUCUAAAGCAAAGAAUAUUGAAGUUGAGAAUAAAAAUAAGUUGUCUACUGUCCCACUAAACAAUCUGGAACCCAUCACUAAUAUACAGAUCUGGUUAGCCAAUGGGAAAAGGAUUGUCCAGAAAUUUAACAUUUCUCAUAGGAUAAGCCACAUCAAAGACUUCAUCGAAAAAUACCAGGGAUCUCAGAGGAGUCCUCCCUUUUCCCUGGCAACUGCUCUUCCUUUCCUCAAAUUGCUAGAUGAAACACUCACACUGGAAGAAGCUGAUUUACAGAAUGCUGUAAUCAUUCAGAGACUCAAAAAAACCGCUGAACCUUUUAAAGAACUUUCAUAGCAUUGAUUUUUGAUACACUAAAUGGAAAGUUUCCCAAAAAAUGAUGGUCAUAAGUGGACAUGCAAAUCAAAACAAGGGAAAGUCAGAUUUGCUGGGUUUUGCACUGUUUAAUUCCCUGCUGAUGAGAUUUUAAAAUAAGUACAAGUUAGGAAAGUAAACUAUUACUGGAAACUAUAUUCAGUGAACUCUUUCCAGAAGGCUACUCAGAAAGAAAAAUAUACUUAUUUUCAAAUACCAUUUAUUCAACAUAAGAUAUAUUCAAUAACUAUAGCAUCUAAAAUCUUAAUAUGGUAUAAAGUAGGAAAUAUGUGCAUAGCAUCUUUCAUUCAAAUAUCAUUCCCAAACAGCAAUGAUGUGUUUAAAUGUUAACUGUCUCAGAUUUUUUAAAUGGCAAUACA
Messenger RNA from Dama dama (fallow deer), 1214 nucleotides. Its product is annotated as UBX domain-containing protein 2A. The transcript has a single exon. Gene Ontology annotation, biological process: membrane fusion; nuclear membrane reassembly; Golgi organization. Lineage: Eukaryota; Metazoa; Chordata; Mammalia; Artiodactyla; Cervidae. Gene Ontology annotation, molecular function: ubiquitin binding. Gene Ontology annotation, cellular component: cytosol; nucleus. The coding region runs from base 40 to 816 and encodes 258 amino acids. The record is from RefSeq and is a predicted model, not a curated record.